This is a messenger RNA of Branchiostoma floridae (Florida lancelet), 2514 nucleotides long. RefSeq names its product hemocytin-like. The record is from RefSeq and is a predicted model, not a curated record. Gene Ontology annotation, cellular component: extracellular matrix. The transcript is spliced from 13 exons. The coding region runs from base 1 to 2388 and encodes 795 amino acids. NCBI's taxonomy places the organism in Eukaryota, Metazoa, Chordata, Leptocardii, Amphioxiformes, Branchiostomatidae.
AUGAUAAAUCAGGCUGUGAUGCUUCCCUAUGGAGCAUUGGAUUGUGAGAAGGGAAAAACCUUCAAUCCUACUGGAAGUGCUUGUCCUCUGACAUGCUCCAAUAAGGACUACCAUCGUUUCAUGACUUGUUCACGCCAAAACAUAGAAACAUGUGAAUGCAAAGAGGGAUACAUGUUGCAGGAUGAUCAGUGUGUGAGGGAAUGUGAGGUUACUACAACACCACAAAUCACCACAACAGUCACACCUACCACACCACCCAAGGAAUGCUUCUGCUUCGGGUAUGGUGAAUGUCACUUCAGCACCUUUGACAGUCGCUCAUACAAGUACUGCGGACGCUGCACACAUCUGCUGUCUCGUCACAAUGCCAAGAACCCUGACUAUGAGGUCUACAUCAGCAAUGAGGCUUGUCCAAAUAACCCAAGCUACACCUGCACCAGGUCUGUGAAGGUACUCUGUGGGAAGACGCAGGUGGAACUCAUGGCAGGAUUCAAGGUUAUCAUUGAUGGCUCUGCCCGGCUGGUGCCUAGAGGAGUCACUAUCCCUAUCAACAAUGGAGCCAUGACUGUGCGCUGUGUUGGUCUUCGCCUGAUCUUGAACUAUGAACGCUAUGGUCUGGAGGUGCAGUACGACGACUCUUGCCAUGGAUUCAGUGUAACAGUUCCCAACGACCGAUAUGGCUCCAACACUGAGGGUCUUUGUGGUGUCUGCAAUGGACAGUACAAGGUCACAGACUUCAACAAGUUUGGCCGAUCAUGGUUCAUUGAUGAUGGUGCUAAGCACUGCCAGACACUUCCUCCACCCGCACCAACCUGCUCACCAGUGGAGUCCUCUGUGUGCGACAUCCUGCAUUCUUCAGUAUUUGCACCUUGCCACUCAUACGUCAAUGUCAAGAACUUCCGCGAGGCCUGUGGAGAUGAUGUCUGCUCAGGAAAGGAGCUCUGUGACACCCUGACUGCUUAUGCUAAAGCAUGCCAACGCUGUGGCAUCUGCCUGUCCUGGAGAAGCGACAAACUCUGUCCAAUAACAUGCCCACCAACAUUCGUCUACGACCCAUGUGGUUCUGGAUGUCCUGAAACCUGUGAAAACACUGCCUAUUACCAGAAGAAGGUAACAGGACGCUGCAGCCAUCCAUGUGUAGAGGGCUGCCGCUGCCCAGAAGGAAAGGUUCUUGGUGCCGACCGUUGUGUGGAUCCGGCAGAGUGCACAAUGACUACAGUGAAACCAACAACUAUAAGGACAACAACCACAGUUGUUACCACAACAACCCCAGAAGAAACAUAUCCCGAGACAACCACAUACCGUACACCAAGGAAGGUUACAACGCCAGGGACAACUACCAGGCCAGAGGUCACUGAGCCAGAAAGGACCUACCCUGAGACCACCAGGCCAGAGAGGACCUACCCUGAGACCACCAGGCCAGAGAGGACCUACCCUGAGACCACCAGGCCAGAAAGGACCUAUCCUGAGACCACAAGGCCAGAGAAGACCUACCCUGAGACCACUAGGCCCGAGAAGACAUAUCCUGAGACCACCAGGCCAGAGAAGACCUAUCCUGAGACCAGCAGGCCAGAGAAGACCUAUCCUGAGACCACCAGACCAGAGAAGACCUAUCCUGAGACUACCAGGCCAGAGAAGACCUACCCUGAGACCACCAGGCCAGAGAAGACCUAUCCUGAGACCACCAGGCCAGAGAAGACCUAUCCUGAGACCACCAGGCCAGAGUCUUACACAACAACAUACAAAACACCAAGGAAGGUUACAACUCCAUCUUCCACAACAACUUCAGAAACAUACACCACAAAGCCUGAGACAUACACCACAAAGCCUGAGACUGAAACAACUGCACCAGAGUAUACUACAUCAGAGCCAAUAGUCACAACACAAUGCAAGAAGAGGGUGUAUGGCUGCUCCUUCAAGUGUGAGGAGACCUGCCACUGCUACAGGUACAAAAUCACCCAGUGCCAGCGCAAUGACCCUAAAGCCUGUGUGCCAACUUGUGGGGAAUGUCCACAGUGUCCUAAAGGCUACAUCAGGAAGGACCAAUACCACUGCAUCAAGCCAACAGAGUGUGACUGUAUCACUGAUGGAGGCAUUGUGGUCAAGCUGAAUGUGCAAAGAAGGUGUAUGGUUGUUCCUUCCGUUGUGAGGAAACCUGCCACUGCUACAGGUACAAGAUCACUCAGUGCCAGCGUGGUGACAGGAGUUCAUGUGUGCCCACCUGUGGUGAGUGCCCCGCAUGUCCCAAAGGCUACAUCAGGAAGGACCUGUAUCACUGUGUCAAGCCUACAGAGUGUGACUGUAUCACAGAUGGAAACAUUGUUGUGCCGGCCGGCAAGACAGUUAAAGUUGGGCAGUGUCAGGUGUGCACAUGUUACCAGAACACAUUGACAUGUAGCAACAUGUGUACAACAUCAGCAACAACAGAGGCAACAGCAACAACAACAACUCGGGCAAUCACCACUGGGUACAAGACACCCAGAAAGGUUACAACACCAGUUCCAACACCAACUACAA